UGCGCGUGCGUUCUCUCCUUUCCCACUCAUGUCUGCACUUCUUCCUCCCAAACCACACCGCGCAAACACCCCCCAAAACCUUGGCGCGGAGACCGAAGUGAGGAAACCCUAGCAAACUGCUGCCCAAGCUCCGGCCGGCAGCGGCGGCGAUCAUGGAGGGAGCCUUCGACCUCAACACGAGGAUCUUCCUCAGCCUCAACUCCCGGCUUCCCUACGGCGACAAAUCGCCGCAGAUGGAUUUCUUCGACGCCGCGUUCAAGGGCGACCUCCGCCGCGUCAGGGAGAUGGCUAGGGGCAAGGACGCGGAGGGGAAGGCGCAGCUCGUGGACGUCUGCAUCGGGGGCCAGGGCCCACUCCAAGCGGCGGCGCGCAUGGGGAGGCUAGACGUCGUCAAGUUCAUGGUGAAGGAGCUCGGUUUCGACAUCAAUCUGGGUAGUAGUGGCACGGGUGUGACAGCUUUGCAUGCUGCUGCGUUGGAUGGGAAAUUGGACACUGUAAGGUAUCUUCUGGACAAUGGGGCCGAUCCAAAUAAAAAAGAUGAACCUGGUGAAGUUCCUCUUCACUGUGCUGCAAAAUAUGGGCAUGACGAAGUAGCAAAAUUGUUGUUGUCUAGAGGAGCUAAUGUUGAUAUGGCCUAUUUUCAUGGCACACCACUCCAUAUUGCUGCUGUCCAUGGGAAGGCUGAUUUCAUGAAAGUUUUAUUGGAGCAACAUGCAGAUCCAAACAAAAUCUCAGAAGCUUUAGGUACACCGCUUGUUGCAACACUUAAUGCUGCUUCUGAUGGACUUCCUGAAUCAAUUGCAUUGAAAUGCGUGAAGCUACUCGUCGAGGCGCGUGCGGAUGUGAAUUUUGUUGGUCCAGACACUCCUUUGGUGGUAGCGACUACUCAUGGCUUGACUGAUUGCAUCAAGUACUUGUUGAAUGCUGGCGCGAACUCGAAUAUCCCCAAAAAAUGUUGUGGUGCUAUACCAAUAGAAAUUGCAGCAGGCUAUGGAAGAAGAAAGGAUGUGGAAUUGCUAUUUCCUUCCACUUCUCCCACUCAAACUGUAUCAGUGUGGACUGUUGAUGGAAUCCUUUCUCAUGCCCAAUCAAAACAUUCAAAUCCCAAGGUCGAGAAGUAUGGUAAAAUCACCAAACUUGAGCUGAAAUUAGGUGGUGACAAGGCUGUUGGUAGAAAGAACUACCUUGCUGCAUCAAAGCUCUACACUCAAGCAAUUGAGCUGGAUCCUGAUGACGCAACAUUGUAUUCAAACAGGAGCCUUUGCCAGCUACAAAUUGGUGAGGCAAACAAGGCUUUGCUUGAUGCCAACAGUUGCAUAAAGAUACGGCCUGAAUGGUUGAAAGGUUACUACCGGAAAGGUGUUGCUCUCAUGUCACUCAAGGAGUACAAAGAAGCAUGUGAUGCUUUCUUGGCUGGACUGAAGUUGGACCCUACAAAUGUUGAUAUGGAGAGGAUGUUCAUGGAGGCAAUUGAGGCCAUGAAGAAGGACCAUGUUACUACAUAGACCACUACCAUCAAUUAGAGGAACUGGCAGGACUUGUGGACUCUAUGCUGCCAUUUUGUAUAUAUAUGUGUAGCACAACUAUAUGUAGAAAGUUGUGCGGACUAACGCUAUUACACGGAUUUGUCUAAAACCGUGGUAGAGGUGCACUAUUUUGUGAACUUUAUUUCUCAAACCAAGCACCCCCUUUAACUUCCCCAUGGUCUUUGUGUUUUAGCAAUGCACUUUUGGAAGGCUUCCUCUUCCACGCUAAUGGGGAGAUAAACAAAGUUAGCAGUUGGAUUUGAACUUUGAAGUUCAAAUGGUCUCCUUUUAUCAACCUAUCAAACUUAUCACCUGUAUUGCACUGAAGAUUUUCAUAUGCUGCAUGGUUUGCUAUCACUUGCGGCAGUGGUGUACUUAGUCCCCCUA
This is a messenger RNA of Sorghum bicolor (sorghum), 1913 nucleotides long. RefSeq names its product ankyrin-1. Gene Ontology annotation, molecular function: protein binding. The coding region runs from base 153 to 1505 and encodes 450 amino acids. The transcript is spliced from 11 exons. The record is from RefSeq and is a predicted model, not a curated record. NCBI's taxonomy places the organism in Eukaryota, Viridiplantae, Streptophyta, Magnoliopsida, Poales, Poaceae.